GUUCUGUUGCCCUGUGUUUUUAAAAACAAUUCCGAAAUUUUAUUUUAUCUUAUAAUAUGGCUGCGCCCGUGAAUUUCCACGGAUACAACUUGAGAGCCAGAGUAAUUUUUAGGUUAUUUCAGUUCUCUAAGAAGGUAUUUUUGAUUUUCUUAUAUUUGCAUCAUAUGAAAUUUUGGUAAAUUGUGUACUUUAACAUUAAUUAUUUUUUUCUUUGAUGAGGCAUACCUCGAAAAUGUGUCAUAUUGAGGUUAUUUGUCCAAAAAAUAGGUAACUAGGACAGUAGGACUAGACUAGUCCUAGGUUAAUUUAAUGCCAUGGUCAUGGGGUUAAUCGUACUACUAAAGUACUUUAGGCCCAUAGCUAUACAUAACUAGAAAUACUAACAAAUAUCAGUUUUGUUAACUGUAAUCCCCCUGUAAUCAGCACUACUCAUUUCCCCAUUGCUUUUGCCUUUCAAGGCCUUUGCCUUUGCACUACCUUUUUUUUUUCAAGUGCACAAGAUACACGUCCGGCGACUUGUCACGUGACCGCCGGACAUGGCCGGACGGCUAGUAGUUUUUAUAAUUCCAAACGAAGUAUGAUUUAGUACAUCUUGUCUGGUCUUGUGGUAGAGUGGUUGCUUGACGAUAGGAAUGUUUGAGGAUCUAUACCGGGGAUAGGGUCGUUUUUUUUCUUCCCAUUUUAAUUAAAAUAUUUUGUAUAUAUUUAUAUUAUCAUGUUCCUCAGCAACAGUAGUUUCAUGAGAAGUUUUUAAAUAUUUUGUAGCAAUUGAAAUAAUUUAAAAUGAAAUCUUUAACUUUUAUUGGUUGCCACACUGGCCCCUAAUUUAUUUUAUGGAUUACUGGUACACAAAAAAUAACAAACUAAACAAAAAUGUUUACAAGCCACUUUCACUUAAGUUUCUUUUUCUAGUAUUUGCAUUCAAGAUACUCAGUACAUUACUUGGUAGAGAAAUAGAUUUUAAAAUUAACAAUAGUUUUGAAUUAUUCGCAGUCACGUGACAAGGCUGACCGACAAGAUAUCUCUCGCCACUUUGUUACGGCGGUCAUGUGACUUGGUCGCCGGACACAUAGUGCGGGAGAUAGACGUCCGGCGCGCCGGACGUGUAGACACUGCCUUUUUUUUUUUAUAUCAGAAAAUAAGAUAGACAUGAUAGACCAACGCCAACAUGCAAACAUAUCUCAUAUUAGUAGAUGUUGUAGAUAAGAAUUAAUAUUAAGUUUUAUUUUUUACCUAAACUUCAAUAGCUUUUUUUUGUGUAGACUAUUGCUUGAAAUUUAAAGAAGAAAAAAAUUACAAACCAAAUUUUUUUUUUUAAGGCGAAAAUAAAUGAAAAUUCUAUGGAAAAUGAAGAAUUCACUAUUGUAAAAUACAAAAAUACAGAUACAAAAUACCAAAAACACUUUUUAAUAAGUGUUAAGAAUAUUAUUUUGUUACUUUUAAAAUGCUUAAAGUAAAAGAAAUUCCAAUGUCAUGUAAAUGUAAUGCUUUUGCAUGUUAAUUGAUGUACAUAGCAUAUGUAAUAGGAGAAAAUAUGAUUAAAAGUUAAUAGGCAACACAUUGCUAUGACUUAUUCUAAAUGCUGCAAUGAUUUUGAGGUUCAAAGUUAAACUUUUUUGGCUCACUUCUAUGGGUAAUGGUUUAAGCCUUGAAUGUCUUUUUAUAUUUUAAGAUAAUAAAAUGCUUUUCAUGUAAGGUAGGUACCCCAAUACUGGAUUACGGCACUGUAAGGGAUUGAUGGUAUGUAGAUGUUAUGUAAUUUAUGUACAAUCUUAAAACAUACUUAUGUCUAACACAUGUAUUUGUUACUAAUUUAAUUAUUCAUCUUUGCGUAUUGCCCCAGAAUUUUAAUCUAAGUCUACACCGGUGCAGUCACAAGCGAGCAGUUGCCUCAACUAUGAAGCUCUAUGACCGAGACAUGUACUGGAAUGACAAGUGUUUGCCCGAUGAAGCGGUAUGCAGAACCCAUUUAAAUUCUUUUUGCUAAAUAAGGAUCUGCCAUAAAAAAUAGUCUUAAAGACAAGCUAAAAAAAUGUCAAUUUAAAAUUCGCUGAACCAUAAAAUUGUAUCUUUCCUUGAACAAGUUUUUUGUCUUUUUUGGGUACUUGUCGCGUGAAGGAAAAAAAAAAAUUAUGUUUAACCGUUUACAAGCCUUCCAUAUAUCACAGUUUAGGAGAGCGCUGCUUAACUCUUUCUCUCCGUAUCAACGCUUCCAUCGUCUAUUUGAAAUUAAGAUUUUGGCGUAUCGAUUGUCAAUGUAUAAAAACCUGUUUCUAUCCUAAGCAAUUGGUUUUUAAUCAUUUUAAAUCAAUUCUAGAAUGAUUUCCAUUGGAAAACAUUCGGUUUUUCUUUAUUUGAACAAGUUUUUACAUAGAACGAAGUGUUUGAAGCUGUUUUGAUUUUCCAUUUUAUUUUUGUUUUCAAACAUAAAAUCUUGACCUGACCCAUCUGGUAAUUGAUCUAAUAAAGGUUGAAAAUAUUACUCUGCUGAUGAUUUUAUGAUUUCAGAUGCAAAGGCUGAUUCUGAUGAAUCAUAUAAUUAUAAUCCUAGUAAUAGUAUUAAUAGUUCUAGUGACGAAAUAAUGAAACUGGUAAUUCAUCAGGUGAUGUACAACCAGCCCCACCCCCAGCUAAAGUGCACAUCCAUAUGGAUUGUUUUUUAGGCUUACCAUAGCUAAAACCAGAUGAAAAGGUAUAACAUAUUUAUGGUAAAUUUUCCAUUUACCAUAAUCAAUGUUAGUACAUACAAGGAUACAGUGCAAAAAUUUUCUAAUAGCAACAGAUUGUUUCCAGUGGAAAUAGUUUUUUUUUUAAAAUUCAGAAAUUUUUGUGUGGCGGUGACAAUGGAUAAUGCUCCGUUUUUUUUAUUUUUUAUUUUUUUUAAGUUGAUCUUUAUUAUUAGUGAUGCACAUACGAAUAUAGUUCAGAAAAAAACAUUUUUUUUACACUUUGGAUUAUAUAUUUCUCUUUGUGUGGCGUGGAAUGAGCGUUUUGUGAACAAUGGUGAAUUUUCUAUUUAAAAUGUUUAUUUUCCUUAAAUCAUAAUCACAUUUCUAUGUUAAAAUUUAAAUCCAAGUCUGGUUUGCUUGUAAAGGGCAUACAUUACCAUUUAAUUCCAUACCAAACUUACCAUUUUCUGAUGAAAAACAAAAAAGUUAUGAUGGUUUAGAGAUAGCAUAGUAGUGCCUAACUAAUAUGCAAAAAUAGAUAAUUCGUCAGAACACAGAAAUUAUUUCUGGAGAGAAAGAGUUAAGUCAAUUUAACACAUACUUUUUUUAUUUAAGAAAUUGAAACCCUAGCUAUUAUUCAUUGCUUUGUGCCUUCAAAACAACAGAAAUCACCAUUCACAAAGUUGUCCAUAUUCAAUACAACAAACCGUCAUUCACAAAGUUGUCCCCAUUCAAAACAAACAAACCACAUGAAACUGUUCAAACAUCACUAGUGAUAAACUUAAUUUAAGCUGGAACAUCUUAAUGAAUGUUUGUUGGCUUUUAAUGAACUAUACAGAAUAUAUUCUAACAAACCAGCAUUACUUUAUAUUUAUUUUGUAGACUAUUUAUAUUUGUUAUUUUUACAGAAAUUUGAAAAAGUCUUGAUUGCAAAUCGUGGAGAGAUUGCAUGUCGUAUAAUGAACACUUGUAAACGUCUGGGAAUUAAAACUGUGGCGGUACAUAGUGAAGCAGAUUCAUUAGCUGUAAGUACAGUUCUUUAUAUUAUAAUACAAAAUCAGGCAAAACUGCAGUGGAUAUCUACUAAUAGAAUAUUGUGGUUAAAGCUCUUUUUUUCAAAUCAGAAAUAUGAAAGUUAUGGAGGUAUAUUACAUCAUAAUCUCUGUUUACUGUUUAUAAAUAUUGUAAUCCACUAGAUGUUUUUGAGUUCUUAAAGAAGUGACUAUUCUAGCCUAAAAGGUCAGUGUUGUUUGACCUAUCAAAAUAUCAAAUCACCAAUAGGUCCAUACUCGGAUGGCAGAUGAAGCCAUCUGUAUUGGACCGGCUCCAACUAGUGAAAGUUACCUGAGGAUGGACAAAAUCUUGAGAGUCGUGCAGGAAACAGGAGCUCAGGCUGUGAGUGCUUUCUAAAAUUUGUAAAAACCUUUUCUGCGUUCCAAGUUUCUUCCAUAACAAGAUUUGUGUUUAUUUAAGCAUGCGACCUGGGGGGUAGUAGAUAUUUUAGUGUUCAUAACAAUGGGGAUUGACAAUGGAAGCAUCAAGGAAAGAAGAUUUUACGCUUUAAUAAUAAUUGUAACUAGCUUAAUUGAAUUACUAUGAAAUUUAACGUGGACAAAUUUUGAUGUUUUGCCAGGUACACCCUGGGUAUGGUUUUUUAUCAGAAAAUACAGUUUUUGCAGCUCGAUUAGUAAGUUAUUUUCGUUGGAUCUGUGUGUAAAUAUUGAAUUGUUUUGUGUGUAAAUAUUUAAUUCUUUUUUGUGUAAAUAUUUAAUUCUUUUGUGUGUAAAUACCAAAUAGUUAUGUUAUUUAUGGAGUUUUAAGUCUAUUCAAGUUAUUUAUGAUCAAGUUGACUUUUGAAGUUAUUUUAGUUAGACAAUCAGAUGUGUCAUAGUGAAUGGGUUGACGGAUGUGCCAUUGUGUAUGGUCAGGCAGUAAGAUUGCCAUUGUGUAUGGGUACAUGUAUGAGCAAGCAUCACCUUCUAUUAUUGAAUGAUCACCAAUGUUUUUAAAUGAAUUAUACGAUAUUCUUUAGUUCAGGUCCAAUUCUGGAGUACUUUUGUUUUAUUUUAGAAAGAGAUUGGAGUUUCUUUUGUUGGACCCAACAGCGAGGCCAUCCAUGCCAUGAAAGAUAAGAUUGAAAGCAAACGUAUAGCAGCGAAGGCGGGGGUCAACAUGAUUCCUGGCUAUGAUGGGGCAAUAAGAGACGCUGACCACUGUGUGGAACUGGCCAAUUCUAUUGGUACAUGACUUUUUUUUUUUUAGAUCCACUCUUUUAAAACAGCAAUAUUACCUAUUUUGUCUUAGACAAAUAAAAUUCUGAGUGUACACCAAUUUCUUAAUUUUCCACUGAGACCAAAGAUUCUCACACUUUGGGUAGUCAACAACAAGACCGUUUCUGGGGGGGUCUCAAGAUUUUUUUGGAGAUGAAUUUUAAAUCAUGGGCAACAAUAUUACAUUGAACUGUAAGGAAACAUAGUUUAAGGGAGUGCACUGUUAAAGUUUUAUCACAAGGGGGUCACAAGUCUACUAAAGUUUGAGAACGACUGCUUAGGGCUACCGACUGAAUGUUUUAAGUUUGAGAAGCACUGCUGCAUAUCACUGUUGUGAUUUGUAUGAGCAAUACAAAAAUUUGGUUGCUACGAACGAUCUCCUCUGUUGCAGGGUACCCUGUGAUGAUCAAGGCCUCUGCGGGUGGAGGUGGGAAGGGCAUGAGAAUAGCCCAUAGUGAUGAGGAAGCCAGGUCAGAAAUGCAGAUUUGUUUUCAUGUCUAUUAGUGUUAUUGUUGUUGUGUUCAAACCCCAUUUUUAACUUUUAACAUUUAACUGUUUGAAAUAAAGGCUUAAUUUUUUAAAAAAUUUAAAUAAUCUCUCCCCUGGGAGUCUAUAAAUAUAAGUGGCAAAAGUUUGAGUAUCGGUAUGUAAUAAAAACAAAUAUCAAUAAAUCAUGUCUUCUUUCUUGUAGGUCAGCUUUUCGUUUGUCCCAACAGGAAGCUAAAUCCAGCUUUGGAGAUGACUGAAUGCUGAUUGAAAAAUAUAUAGAACAUCCUCGACAUAUUGAGAUACAGGUGAGGUCGUUAUAAAAAUGAAAAACGGGUACUUUUAUUGAGAUACAGGUGAAGUUAUAAUAAAAAUAAAAAACAUGUCAAGUCAUUACAAAAUUAAUAUACAGGUAAAGUCAUUUCAAAGUUUAUAUAGAGGUAAAGUCCUUUUAUUGAUAUACAGGUUGUUAUGUAGCACACAUUCCCCGUGUGUGAACUUUGCUUGACCUAAAUUAGAUCCCUAGCAGAUGGUAGCGUUUGUUGUGGGCGUGGUUUAAAUUCUCUUUGAUGUAUCUUGUUUACAACCACUGCCAAUUACACAUUGGGUAGUAUGUCUCCUGGUAUCUUGUCGAAUCUUCUCGAUAACCCGAGAAAUGUAAACAACACGUCAUAAUUCUUUUCUGGAAGCGUCUUACGCUACAUGUAUAUAAGGGAUUGACAGAUACGGAGAGAUGGAGAUUCAGAUAGAUAUUUUUACCUUCACGAGAUGUUUAUCAUUCAUUGUGUGCUAUAUGUGUUUAUUCACAUUGAUCAUUCAUCAUUAUUCAUUGGCACAUUGCACUAAUUGUGUACCGGUACAAGAUCUACCAUACUGUAAGUUGAUAAUUUGUCAUGAUAUUUCUUUUGUUUUGUAAUUACAUUAUUACUUAAUAAAUCUUAUUGUAAUUAGCAACUGUUUUGGGUGUCCUAUCUUUAAUAUUGUUGACUCUAUGGUAUCCUCCUUUGUUAGGCACUGUUUACAACGAGCCAAUUAAAAUUAAAAUAAGAGGUUAAUUUCUCACAAUAAAAGACAGUGCGUAACAAGGUAAAGUCAUCAAUAUUGAGAUACAUGUAAAGUCAUUAUUAUAUUGAUAAAUAGGUAAAGUAAUAAUAUUGAAUAUAUUUAUUGCAUGUUUGUUACCUUGUGUUGUAGGUCUUGUGUGACAAACAUGGUAAUAGUCUGUGGCUCAAUGAGAGAGAAUGUUCCAUUCAACGAAGAAACCAAAAAGUUAUUGAGGAAGCCCCUAGGUACGUAUAGACCCUGGGUUUAGCCUGGACUGCAUCUUGUGUGACAAACAUGGUAAUAGUCUGUGGCUCAAUGAGAGAGAAUGUUCCAUUCAACGAAGAAACCAAAAAGUUAUUGAGGAAGCCCCUAGGUACGUAUAGACCCUGGGUUUAGCCUGGACUGCCCCGUUUUGGGAAAGGCAAAGUUCAACUGGAUGUCACAUUGUCUUGUUGAGAGCAAUGUCACAUUGUUUUGUGAUUUUAGAGCAAUGCCACGUUUUGUAAAUGAGUGAGAGAUAAUUGUAACAUUGUUUUGUGAUUAGUUGAGAGCAAUAUCAAAUUUUUUUGUGAUCGAUUGAGUGUAAUUGCAAAUAAUUCACUUUAUCUAUCAUUCAAUGGAUGAUCAUGUGGGUAGCUUGCCAGUUAUGUCAUCAUGAAUUCACUUUAUCUAUCAUCCAAUGGAUGAUCAUGUGGGUAGCUUGCCAGUUAUGUCAUCAUGAAUUCACUUUAUCUAUCGUCCAAUGGAUGAUCAUGUGGGUAGCUUGCCAGUUAUGUCAUCAUGAAUUCACUUUAUCUAUCAUCCAAUGGAUGAUCAUGUGGGUAGCUUGCCAGUUAUGUCAUCAUGAAUUCACUUUAUCUAUCAUCCAAUGGAUGAUCAUGUGGGUAGCUUGCCAGUUAUGUCAUCAUGAAUUCACUUUAUCUAUCAUCCAAUGGAUGAUCAUGUGGGUAGCUUGCCAGUUAUGUCAUCAUGAAUUCACUUUAUCUAUCAUCCAAUGGAUGAUCAUGUGGGUAGCUUGCCAGUUAUUUCAUCAUGAAUUCACUUUAUCUAUCAUCCAAUGGAUGAUCAUGUGGGUAGCUUGCCAGUUAUUUCAUCAUGAAUUCACUUUAUCUAUCAUCCAAUGGAUGAUCAUGUGGACAACAUUUCUCAGAAUAAAUGUAAAAAAUGAGAUUGUUAACAUUGCAGUAAAAAAAAUAAAAACCAAAAACCAUGGCGAUAUCUGUUUGUUUAUAAGCACCUCUGGUUUUAUUGGUCUGACAUGUUGAGACUGGGUGGAUGUUGUACGUUUCAAAAGUUGACAUAUUUAAACUGGGUGGAUUUUGUACGUUUCAAAAGUUGACAUAUUUAAACUGGGUGGAUGUUGUACGUUUCAAAAGUUGACAUAUUUAAACAGGGUGGAUUUUGUAUGUUCAAGUUCUGACCACUCUUGUGUUUCUAGUGUGUUUUUGGACUCUGCGACUCGUCAGGCAAUGGGUGAACAGGCUUGCAGACUUGCUCACGCAGUGGGCUACGACUCGGCAGGUAGGGGCAACAACUAUUAAAACUAUCAGCAAUGUGAUUACAAUUUUACAGCUGAACUUAAAUUAUAGUUAAAAUUUUAUAACAUUUUUUUAAAAUUAAUUCCAGGCACUGUAGAGUUUCUAGUGGACAAGAAUAAAAAUUUCUACUUUCUUGAGAUGAAUACCAGGCUGCAGGUGGAGCACCCUAUCACUGAGAUGAUCACAGGAGUUGACAUUGUCCACCAAAUGCUGAGAGUGGCUCAUGGCCACCCGCUUUUACACAAACAAUCUGACAUUCCCGUGGACGGUUGGGCCAUUGAAUGUCGAGUCUAUGCAGAGGUAAUGUCCCCACAGUUGGAGAUAGCUUGUCUUCUGUUACACUCAUAGUUUUAUAGUCCCUGGAGAUCAGAAUAACUUCUGUUAUGCUCAUAUUUGUAUAGUCCCUGAAGAUCAGCUUGACUUCUGUUAUGCUCAUAUUUGUACAGUCCCUGAAGUCUCUUGUGUAAUUUUAAAAAUUUGUCACUUUGAUGUUCGCUCUCCGCAGUAACUCAUUAUUCUAUAUCCCCUUUGAUUUUCUCGGCAUCUAGGAUCCCUAUAAAAGUUUUGGAAUGCCAUCUAUAGGAAGGCUGUCUCGUUAUGUAGAGCCAACCCAUCUGAGUAAUGUAAGUGGCCAUCAUUUUGAUCAUAAGCCUACAAUGAUAGAAGAUGCUUACCUUUGAUUUUCAUAGUUUUUUUUACAUAGCUUCAUCACAAUGCUCUAUAAGCUACCGUAACUUUUUAUAAACUCAAAGCUGUUUUGCUUUGAUCCCAGGAUACAUCUGGUCAUGUUCCAUCUGAAGCUAAUUAAACAUUACCAAAAAAGUUUUAGUUUUGUGAGGUUUGACAGAUGCAGAAGUAAAGUUAUAUUUGUCAUGAAGAGAUGUUAUUGUAUUUUGACAGACUCGUUGUGACAGUGGCAUCAUGGAGGGAAGUGAAAUCAGCAUUUACUACGAUCCUAUGAUCUGUAAACUUGUAACCUAUGGAAGGGA
This is a messenger RNA of Lymnaea stagnalis (great pond snail), 8996 nucleotides long. Lineage: Eukaryota; Metazoa; Mollusca; Gastropoda; Lymnaeidae. The record is from the annotation of a GenBank genome assembly.